Molecule: messenger RNA, 909 nt
Organism: Liolophura sinensis
Lineage: Eukaryota; Metazoa; Mollusca; Polyplacophora; Chitonida; Chitonidae
Product: RNA helicase Mov10l1-like
Exons: 1
Coding region: 91-909 (272 amino acids)
Source: RefSeq, a predicted model, not a curated record
UUAUACAGAUUAUCAGCAUAAUAUGAGUUACACACUGCCAGCAUCAUGAAGUUAGGCAAUUAAUACAAUCUAAAAGACCACCCACAAGCGAUGUUCACUGUCCUGCAGAGGGUUGCGAGUUAUUUGUGGUAUGGAGAUGACGACAAUGAACAGACUAACCUCAAUGAUGGCACGCUUAAUGAAGGAGCACCCACUCACCCGAAGUGGAAAACGGUCACAGGAAAAGUCUCACAUGUCUACAGUGGACAUGGACUUGUGGAAGGAGAGAUUUAUUUCAGUUUUGCAAACGUCAUUGGCGGAGUACGUCCAGCUGUUGGUGACGUGGUGAACGUAGUUUCGAAGCAAGAAAAUGAGGGCGGGGGAUGGAAAGGAGUUCAGGUGACGGCCCUGAGCGAGGUGUGGGAUGCAGAGUUGUCUCCCUCUACGUGGGAUGGCAGUUCUGUGGAUGCUGUGGCAAGUGAAGAGGAAAGUCCUGUGGAAAAAGAAGAUGUCGUCGGUAAAGUUACAAGAUUUGCUGAUGGGGAGGGAUGUAUCAACGAUAGCAUCACAUUUAAUGGAGAAGCUUGCGUUUCGGAGUAUGAAGCAUUCCAAGGCGACUGGGUCAAGGCCGAGGUUGUGGCAACUGAUGACGAUUUACUGUGCGCUGUCUCAGUUUACCCAUUACGUACACUGGAGUUUGAAGGGGAGAUAACUGCCAUCCGAGAUGAUCAUGGCUAUGUUGAAACAAAGGACAGUCGCAGUAUUUUUUACCAUGUGGGUGUCAUUGAGCCAGGUUAUUUCCCCAGGAAGAGAGACAUCGUGAAGGGGAGAGCCUUGGAGAGCACCCAGGGACAAUGUGUGUGGAGAGCCAUCAGCCUCAGCCCAGCCUUUAACUCUGUCACACCUCAAAGGUACGGAAAGCUACUGUAA